AUGUAUCAUCCAACCAGAGGAGGCGUUCGUGGCGGUCGAGAUCAAUUUACUUGGGAGGAUGUAAAAGUUGAUAAACAUAGGGAGAACUAUCUUGGACACAGUAUCAAGGCUCCUGUUGGAAGAUGGCAGAAAGGGAAAGAUCUUUUCUGGUAUACCAGGGAUAAAAAGUCCCGAAAUGCAGAAAUGGAAGCUGCAAAAGAAGAGAUAAAAAGAAUUAAGGAAGAAGAGGAGCAGGCAAUGAGGGAAGCACUUGGCUUAGCUCCUAAGCGUGCUAACCGUCCUCAAGUUAACCGCCUUGAUAAACAUGAGUUUUCAGAAUUGGUAAAGCGAGGGUCUACAGCAGAGGACUUAGGUGCAGGUCAUGCUGAAGCAGCAAGGGUCCAAGGUCUUGGUUUUUCAAGAGAACCACGCCCUUGGGAAGAACCCGGUUCUUCAAAGCUUUCAGUGGAUGAUGCACCAGCUGAGGUGGAAAAUGUAUCUCUUCCAAAUCAACCAGCAACGAAGACUGAAGAUGCUUCAGAAGAUGAAAGUCGAAGAAAGAGAAGACGUGAGGAGAGGAAGCAGGAGAAACAUGAAAAGCGUGAGAAGAUACAUUCUCGGGAGGAUAGGAAGCAAGAGAAGCGGGAGAAACAUGAGAAGCGGCAUUCUCGUGAUUCAGAUGACAGGAAAAGACACAAGAAAGAUAAGGAGAGGAGGAGACACGAUUCAGAUUGA
Messenger RNA from Sphenostylis stenocarpa, 714 nucleotides. The record is from the annotation of a GenBank genome assembly. Lineage: Eukaryota; Viridiplantae; Streptophyta; Magnoliopsida; Fabales; Fabaceae.